AUGCCACCGUUAGAUCUACCCGACUUGGAUGCUUGCGGCGUGACUUUUUUGAGGAACUCUUGGUCCUCGCGUCCGGGACUGGUAUUUGUGCCCAAUCCUGGCCGGCGUUUCGGUGUAUUCGCUUCUAACGUUGCCGAGCUGCGGUUUUCCGACACCCUUUCGUCGGAAGAGGUUCCUUGUGCUUCGUUCCUGCGAUUAUCUUGCUCUGAGGAAGCGGACUUCUGUGCUACAGUUUUUCGUUUUGCAGCAGCUGCGGGGCUGGAAGCGGUGGUGGUUUUCUCCGCUCCAACAACUUGCGCUCCGCUACCCCUCAACUCUCGCAGCGGAUUCCCUUCAGGUUUUGGCGUUGACUUACUCAACGGUGUACCCUUCGGUCCUUGUGCGCCCUUUGGUGUGCAAACCUGA
Echinostoma caproni is the source of this 405-nucleotide messenger RNA. NCBI's taxonomy places the organism in Eukaryota, Metazoa, Platyhelminthes, Trematoda, Plagiorchiida, Echinostomatidae. The record is from the annotation of a GenBank genome assembly.